UUAGAACCAAGAACCAACAGAAAACGAAAUGGCGGCAGUGACUCAGAUUAUUAUCCCGAAAACGGGACUUUUAGACCACGAGCGGGAUUUAAAUUGGAUGCGGGAUAAAACGGAUUUUUCAGCUAUGACGUCUGUUUUUAAUUGUUUCUACUUAUUUUUAGGGAAAACGAACUCCAAUUGGUAAACUCCUGUAGCAAAAGAUAAUAUCGAUGUUUAAACAACUAUUUAAACAUGAUUCGUCAAACAUAAAUUUAAACGAAAAAUACCAUACGGGAUAAAACGGGUUUCUCCAUCAUCCGGAAGCGGGAUUAAACGGGAUUUCUCGAACCAGCAGGCGGGAUUAUUUUUUUGGUCGUGUGGUGGAUACACUGAGACUGAAUGGCAGACGUGGUUGGGUUUCUUGCUUCUUGAUCAGUGUCGACUGUCAGAGUUGAUUAAUUUGAACCAGGAAUUAAUUGGGAUUGGGACUGGAACAUUGAAGUUUUAACUCUUGAGUGACUUAUUACGACAACUAAUAGAACGGAAACGAAACUACAACGGGACACCGACACUGACAGCACUCGACAGUCGACUCAUCCAUCAGUAUGACAAUGAAAAUGGACGCCAGACUACCUUAGAAAAUGGAUGGUGGCAGCAUUCCUGAAGAUGAUGGCAACAUUGCUGAAAACCUAGAUGAUUAUUACAGCAUCAACAUUCCUGAAGGCCUAGACGACUAUGACAACAUUACUGAAGACCUAGACAGUUAUGACAACAUUCAUGAAGAUCCAGACUACUGUGACCAUAUAGAAAACCAUGAAGAUUCUAAUAAGAACAAAUGCAAGAGAAAAGAUGCUGAUGAUAGACAAAAUCUAAAUCUUCAAAAAAAGAAGCAAAAAGUUGCUCCGAUUUUUAUAACACAAACCAAGCAAUCUAAUUCCACUUCCAUCAAUAAAUGUUCUCGUAGUAAUGAAAAUGAAAUCCUCCCAUCGACCUCACAAAUUCAAUCCCCAUCCCCACCAAUCCAAUUGAUAAGAAAUGCAAAUCCUCUAUGGAAUUACUUUGAAAAACCUAACAAAUUUGAAGGAAAAUGUAAAAUUUGUCAAAAAAUGUUAAAACAAGGGACAAGUGGAACGACAUCUUCAUUAAUCAAACAUUUGAAAAGUCACAAACAAAGUUAUGAGAGCUAUACAAUCGAAAAACAAAAAUAUGAAGAGCAAUCAAAGAAAAGUCUACAAAUACCAACAGACAAAAAAAUUCAACAAAAACUAACUAUCGGUCUUGGCAUUGGCAUUCCUAAGUGGCCUUUGGACUGUAAAGAGCAAAAGAAAGUUGAUGGGCUAGUCUCUACUUUUAUUGUGCAAGGCCUGCAUCCCUACUCGAUUGUUGAGGAGCCAGGUUUUAAACGUCUUAUAAAUGCUGGUUUUCCAAAAUACAAUCACCAUAGCAGAACAACAUUUUCAAGAUCAAUAAUACCUAAAUUGUACAACGAAGAGAUGACAAAAGUAAAAUCAAUUAUAAAUGAAGACUUACCCUACCUAGAAAGUCUUGCAUUUACUACGGACGGAUGGAAAUCUAGGAGUGGUGACUCUUAUUUCUCUCUCACAUGCCACUACAUAGAUAAAGAUUUUAAUAGUAAAAGUUUCUGCCUAGGAAAUAAACUGUUUGAGGAAAAGGCUACUGGUGAAAACAUCUCUAAUUUCUUAAAAACAGAAAUGUAUAAUUGGGGAUUGUCUGAAAGAAGAGAAAAGGUAAUACCAAUUUACAUGGUAACCGAUGGCGGAAAAAAUAUUGUCAAUGCGGUUAAACAAACCACGUGGGUUCACAGAGAAUGUUUCGCACAUAAACUCCAGCUCGUUGUGGAAUCUGCAGUCAACAGUGACACAGCAGCUCAAGAAAUGUUGCAAAAGUCACGGUCAAUUGUAGGGCAUUACCAUAAGAGCAAUGCUGCUACAUCAAGAUUUAAAAAAAUUCAGCAACAACUGUCAAUGAACCCAAAACACGUCAUUCAAAUGGUAGACACCAGAUGGAAUUCCGAAUUCUUAAUGCUUGAAAGGCUUGUUGAGCUCAAAAUUGCGAUAAACACGGAACUGGCAACGUCACAUCACUCAAUAUCAAUUUUAAGUCAAGAUGAAUGGGGUUUAGCAGAAGCUUACAUUGAGUCGCUGAAACCAAUUGAAGUGAUCACAAGAAUUAUGUCUGCCGAUAAAUAUCCUACGUCUUCUAUGAUUAUCCCAGUAUUACAUGAAAUUGAAACAAAGUUAACAAAUAUAAUUGCUUCGGGCCCAAGCAACAAAUCAAAUAGUACAAGAAAAAGUGUAUCAUUUGCAAAAAAUCUUCUCAAUUCCCUGAAAACAAGAUUUCCACUAUACAAGGAUAACAGUAUUAAUCAAAUCUGUACAGCUCUAGAUCCUCGGUUUAAAUGUGUUUUACUUGAAAAGAAUUUGAUUGUAAAAAAACUUGAACAGCUUGCUGAAACCAUUUACCAAUCGAUGAACCAUUCAAGUGUGCAGCAGCCUGAUGUCUCCAGAGAAACCCAGCCUUCAUGCUCCAAAGAAAAUGACAUUUGGAGUGCUUUCAACAAAGCAGCAUCCAAACAAAUGCAACCAUCUCUCAGCCCAGGAAUUCAGGAAGUAAAUGCUUACUUUCAAGACGGCCUUGUUGAGAAAACAGUAAAUCCUUUUGUUUGGUGGAAGCAAGCUUCCUCCAAAUAUCCCAUCCUAUCUAAAUUGGCGCAAAAUUACCUUCCCAUACCUGCAACCCAGGCCAGUAGCGAACGACUCUUUAGUGCAGCGGGCAACAUCAUUACGCAGAGAAGAGAAUCUCUUACACCUGAACAUGCUGAGCAGCUUCUGUUUUUGUUUAAUGUUUAUAAAGACAAAGACUAAAAUAUUCCAUUCACACGGAUUAA
Molecule: messenger RNA, 2887 nt
Organism: Macrosteles quadrilineatus (aster leafhopper)
Lineage: Eukaryota; Metazoa; Arthropoda; Insecta; Hemiptera; Cicadellidae
Product: E3 SUMO-protein ligase ZBED1-like
Exons: 2
Coding region: 621-2864 (747 amino acids)
Molecular function (GO): protein dimerization activity; DNA binding
Source: RefSeq, a predicted model, not a curated record